Messenger RNA from Penicilliopsis zonata CBS 506.65, 2631 nucleotides. RefSeq lists its product as hypothetical. Gene Ontology annotation, biological process: DNA replication initiation; double-strand break repair via break-induced replication; DNA replication. NCBI's taxonomy places the organism in Eukaryota, Fungi, Ascomycota, Eurotiomycetes, Eurotiales, Aspergillaceae. Gene Ontology annotation, cellular component: MCM complex; nucleus. The record is from RefSeq and is a predicted model, not a curated record. Gene Ontology annotation, molecular function: 3'-5' DNA helicase activity; single-stranded DNA helicase activity; DNA replication origin binding. Bases 95 to 2254 code for a protein of 719 amino acids. The transcript has 4 exons.
AACAACUUCUAAACUGCCUUCCCCGCCGGUAAGCAAACCACCACCACCAGCAUCGGGCCCUAUUGAUUCUUCACCUCUGCUCGCGGCGACUAUCAUGGACAGGCGUACUCCCUUUACUUUGAGCGUUCUUGCUCCCAGCACAGAUGGAGCCGGGGAGUCUCGCACACAAAUCCAGCAGCGGCUGCGAGAUUUCAUCCUUGAAUUCCAGCUAGACAAUGCCUUCAUCUAUCGAGAUCAACUCAGGCAGAAUGUUCUCGUCAAGCAAUACUACUGCGAUGUCGAGAUGACACAUUUGGGUAAUUACGAUGAAGAGCUCAAACACAAGGUCUCCACGGAACCUGCAGAGAUGAUACCCCUUUUCGAGGCUGCUCUUCAACAAUGCACACAGAGAAUUGUCUACCCGGGUCAACGUGACAUCGAGCUGCCUCCCCAUCAAUUAUUGCUGCGCUCUACCGAGAACUCUCGCUCGAUCCGUGAUCUUAAUGCGAACAAUAUCUCUCAUCUGAUCCGUAUCCCGGGCAUCGUCAUUGGUGCUUCGACAAUCUCGUCAAAAGCAACCCUGGUCCACAUCCGAUGCAAGAGCUGCGAACAUACCGAGAACAUUCGGGUGGAAGGCGGAUUCUCCGGUAUGACCCUGCCUAGGCGCUGCGGGCGAGAGCAACAGCCGGGUGAUCAGCCGGGAGAAAAGUGUCCGCUAGAUCCCUAUGUCGUUGUGCAUGAGAAGUGUCAGUUCGUCGACCAGCAAGUCUUGAAGCUACAAGAAGCCCCCGACCAAGUGCCUGUGGGAGAAUUACCACGUCAUGUGCUUGUCUCUGCAGAUCGCUACCUGGCAAAUCGAGUGGUUCCCGGAUCGCGGUGCUCUAUCAUGGGUAUCUUCUCCAUCUACCAAGCCAAGGGUGGCAAGAAAGAUGCGGCCGUAGCUAUCCGGAACCCUUACAUGCGAGCGGUCGGUAUCGUCACCGACUUGGAUCACACGGCCAAGGGGAACGCGAUAUUCUCCGAGGAAGAAGAACAGGAGUUUCUUGAAUUGAGUCGCAGGCCGGACCUGUACGAGGCGCUUACCCAAAGCAUUGCCCCGUCAAUCUACGGGAAUCUGGAUAUUAAGAAGUCGAUUGUCUGUCUGUUGAUGGGUGGUUCGAAGAAAAUUCUCCCGGAUGGAAUGAAGCUCCGUGGAGAUAUCAACGUGUUGCUCCUCGGUGACCCUGGUACUGCCAAGUCUCAGUUGUUGAAGUUUGUCGAAAAAGUCGCCCCUAUCGCUAUUUACACUUCUGGUAAAGGUUCAUCGGCCGCUGGUUUGACUGCUUCAGUGCAGCGCGAUCACCAGACUCGCGAAUUCUAUCUUGAAGGCGGAGCUAUGGUUCUUGCGGAUGGUGGUGUGGUCUGUAUUGACGAGUUUGACAAGAUGAGAGACGAGGACCGCGUAGCCAUCCAUGAGGCUAUGGAGCAGCAAACCAUCUCCAUUGCCAAGGCUGGUAUCACAACGAUUCUCAAUUCGCGAACCUCGGUUUUGGCUGCCGCAAACCCCAUCUUCGGCCGAUAUGACGACCUCAAGACUCCUGGAGAAAACAUUGACUUCCAAACGACCAUUUUGUCUCGAUUUGAUAUGAUAUUUAUUGUCCGUGACGAUCACGACCGCAACCGUGAUGAGAACAUUGCUCGUCACGUCAUGGGUGUCCACAUGGGAGGCCGUGGUGUUGAAGAGCAAGUGGAGAGUGAGAUUCCGUUUGAUAAGAUGAAGCGAUAUAUCAGUUACUGCCGAACUCGUUGUGCACCUCGUCUAUCCCCCGAAGCUGCGGAGAAGCUAUCCUCGCACUUUGUCUCGAUUCGGAAACAGGUUCACCGGGCCGAACUUGACGCCAAUGCUCGUUCCUCAAUCCCCAUUACCGUCCGUCAGCUCGAAGCCAUCGUUCGUAUCACAGAAUCUCUUGCAAAACUUUCUCUGUCCCCCGUCGCAACAGAGGCGCAUGUGGAUGAGGCGAUCCGCUUGUUCUUGGCUUCUACUAUGGACGCCAUCACCCAGGGCGAAGGACAGGGCAGCAAGGAGCUCAUGGAGGAAGUGACCAAGAUUGAAGACGAGCUGAAGCGCCGCCUACCUAUCGGGUGGAGCACCAGUCUGGCCACCCUUCGGCGCGAAUUUGUCGAUGGAAGAGGAUACACGGAGCAAGCCCUCAACCGGGCUCUUGUCGUUCUGCAGAGAAGAGAUACGGUCCAGAUCCGCUCUGGCGGAUCCCAGAUCUACCGCAAUGGUGUCUAAAAAAAUUAUCUCUCUAUUUUUUUCCAUCUCUGCUUUAACGACAUGACACGAGCGCUUCUAUUCACUAUACCAUGCAUGUGCUAUGGCCGUUUUCUUUAGUGUAUCUGCUUAGGCUGUGGAGUGAUGGAGAGGGGGGAACAUGGGCAAUACUCUGGAAUUACAUUUGUCUGGGGAUAUUCCCCUCACACAGCGAGGAAUGGCGUCGGGCGUGUCUACUGUUUUUUGUGGUGGAUUGAGAUUUAGAAGUCCUAUAGGAUCUAACCAUGAGUAAAUUAAAAUAGGAAGCAUACGGAAUCUUUUAAGAAGAGGAUGCUUACUAUUGAUGCAUCGACAACGCUGGAUUUCUGGUAUGCAUUGCUUUCUUUAGACUUACCCAG